UUAUUUUUCCUUUCAACGAACUCUCGGCCUCCUCUCUUCUCCCAUGGAUUCCGUCUCCCGUUACGCCGGGCCACGUCAGCCUCGACCCGGAGGCAAGAUUGUUCGGCCACGCCGGACCGCCGUCGUCAGGACGCCCUAUGACCGCCCCGCUCCAAGAUCCCGGGAUCCUCCUCCUCAGCAAAACCCUAGUUGGAUCUCCAGGCUCGUUUACAAGCCUGCCAGCGUAAUUGCCUCCGGCGCCGGAAAAUUUAUUUCUUCCGUCGUCUUCUCUGAGUCGUCCUCAUCUUCUUCGGAAGGCGAGGAUUCAUCUUCAGAUAUUGAUGGUGAUGAGGAUGUUGAGAAGAACAUUACCGAUUUUACUGAAGAUGAAACAAUGGUAGAGGAACUUGUGAAUGCCCAGCAAUCAACCAUCCAAAGACUCAGUUCUAAGCGUGUUAUUGAGCAGCUUCUCAUGCAAGAAACAUUUGCAAGGGAAGAGGGCGAUAGAUUAAUAGAUAUCAUCAAGGCGAGGGUUGUAGAUCAUUCCAGUGUCCCCGCUUCUAUUGAGGGGAGGCAUUGUGACAAUGGCUUGACAAGUGAAGUGAAUGUGGGUGAAAUGUCUAAUAAAGCUGUCAUGGAAGCAAAGAGAUGGUUGGAGGAGAAGAAAUCAGCAUCGAAUUCAAAGUCUAAAGCAACUGAAGAUGGUGCUGGAUCACCUGUGGACGUGGCCAAGUCAUAUAUGCGUGCUCGUCUGCCAUGGGGAUCUCCGGCUGUGAACAAUUCAGAGUUUCGGUCACCAUCACCAGGAGGGAUGCCAUUUUUUAAAGAAGGGACACCAUUUCCUUAUAGUGCUGGAAACUUAUCCUCUUCCAAGCUGAAAAGGAGAUCCCGUUCUAAUCCGUCAUGGAAUAUUCAAGAUGAAAUUCGCAAAGUCAGAGCUAAAGCAACAGAGGAAAUGCUUAAGAGUGUAUCACCCAGUAGUGUAGCCUCGUUCGAAAUUAAAAACAGCCCCUAUGUUUUAGAUGCAUCUUUGAAUGUUGAUGGAGGUGUCCAAGCUGUGCGGAAUGAGCAAAGCGGGGUUCUACCAAAUUCAACCAUACCUACCUCUGAACAAAAUAAGACUACAGAAGCGAAUCAAGCCGUUGAAGAAACAGGAGUUUUAAACCCUAGAUCUCGUGGAGCUGGUUUGGACAAGACAUUUAUCUCCACAGAAGGAGUCAAGCUAUCGAAAGAUACAAAUACCGCUCCUCAAAGUGGAAAAGGUCUAGAUGACUCCAAUGAUCCAGAUGGCGACUUUAUCCAACCUAGCUCAACUAUUGGAGGCACCACAAAUGCUGUCUUGGCUCUUGGGGCAACUUUGGAUCCAACUGGGAACUUUUGUAUCCCGAAAGAUGUUUUUGAAACAUCAAAAGAAGCUGAUCAAAUAGGCGCAGCAUCUCCUACUUCUAACGGUUUCCCAUCUUCAUUGCCUAGUUCACCAGUGGCUAUGGAAGGUCAGCCAAAACCCAAACCGCCAGAUGAAACCGAGGCUUCUCAACCUAUAGCUGAAACUCUUGGUGAUGAUCUCACAGUAGGGAAUGGCUCAGAUGGUGUGAUUGAUAACGAAAACAAUAACAGCGACUCAAGCGCCUCACAUAACAGUUCAAGCACGCAUGAAGAAGAGUGGCUCCCAGGAGACCAAUCUCUGCCUAACUCAAACUCAGCAAGUAGCAGCCCGGGUACUACCAAGGUCUUGGCAUACACGAGAAGAGGAAGAGGCCGAGGUAGAGGGAGAGGCCGAGGAGGUCGAGGCAAAGGACGGGCCAAAUAAAACUGUAAGAAGAGCUGUACGCAACAACUCAAUGCAGUAGGAGAGUAUUUAUGAGGUAGGAUUAUGUGACGUCUCUUUUAGAUUUCAGUCCCACUCUCUUUGUGUUUGGUCUUUUAUCACUUCGUUAUCGCUUUAGGUUUUCUUUUAGUAUUCGAGUUAGGAGGAUUUGUCUUCUGGAGCUGUGACGAAUUUGUGUCUCUGUUUUUUAAUUUCUGAAUCUUUAUUGUUUAUGUUGUAAGUUUGAAACUUGUUUCGUUCUAGCUGACAAAGCUUUCCAGUUUGCAGUUCCAUUUUGAACUUA
Messenger RNA from Eutrema salsugineum, 2090 nucleotides. Its product is annotated as protein KAKU4. The transcript is spliced from 13 exons. The record is from RefSeq and is a predicted model, not a curated record. NCBI's taxonomy places the organism in Eukaryota, Viridiplantae, Streptophyta, Magnoliopsida, Brassicales, Brassicaceae. The coding region runs from base 44 to 1789 and encodes 581 amino acids. Gene Ontology annotation, biological process: nuclear membrane organization. Gene Ontology annotation, cellular component: nuclear envelope.